Heterotrigona itama is the source of this 943-nucleotide messenger RNA. The record is from the annotation of a GenBank genome assembly. NCBI's taxonomy places the organism in Eukaryota, Metazoa, Arthropoda, Insecta, Hymenoptera, Apidae.
UUAUAUACCGACCAAUUGCCGCGAAUUAUUUUUUCAGCAUUGUAUCUUUUUGAUGUAUGACAUAUUGAGCAUAUUCCUGGCGCUGUUCAAACUUGCGGUGAUGAUUUUCUAUAGAACGGAGUUCACGGAUAUACUUCUAUACGCACAAAAGCAUUUCUGGCAUCUCGAUUACAACCACGACGAGAAGUUACUUUUCGCGGAGUGUCGAAAGAUUUGCAAACUGUGUGCAGUAUUUCUUCUCCUUGUUAGUGAAUCUAGUAUAUCUUUCUAUGCAAUUAGUCCAAUCUGUGCAAACAUUGGACACAAUAAAUCGGAUAGGAUACUUCCAUUCAAAAUGUGGGUCAAUCUAUCGCUAAGCGAGACACCAUAUUACGAAAUAAUGUUCGCCAUCCAGAUACUGGCCGUGCAGGUUAUUGCCAUAAUCUAUAUAUGUCCCGAGACUAUCUUGUGCGUGUUGAGUAUGCACGUGGUCUAUCAGUUUCGUAUACUGCAGAACACUUUAUUGAAUUUAUGGUCGGACAUUGACAAGGGAACGGAUAUCGUCGCUUACUCAGACAAAUGCUACGAAAUCCUGAAGAAGUGUAUCCGAAAGCAUCAGUCGUUAAUCGAAUACAACACCAGAUUUGAAGGCAUCUUUACGCUGCCGAUCCUCAGCAAUAUGGUCAUCAUUAGCGUGCUGAUGUGUUUCGACUCGUAUGAAAUAAUUCUGGCAGACGUACCUACCGGGACACGCCUCAUUUUCUUUUUCCACAUGAUCGGUACCUUUAUCUACGUCAUUUUCUUCACAUAUAUCUGCCAUGGUUUAGUUGAGGAAAGCUCCAACAUCAACAUGGCAUCGUAUUCAGGAUGCUGGACCAUAUUGCCGAUGAAUGAAUCUGGAAGAAUGUUGCGGAGAGAUAUAAACAUUAUGAUAAUGAAGUCAAUGCGACCGUGUCAACUCACA